Molecule: messenger RNA, 2469 nt
Organism: Serendipita indica DSM 11827
Lineage: Eukaryota; Fungi; Basidiomycota; Agaricomycetes; Sebacinales; Serendipitaceae
Source: the annotation of a GenBank genome assembly
AUGGCGUCAAUUACUGACCUUCGUGCCAUAAAAAACAAGAUUAUCGGAAACAAACACGCAAAGGACCAAAUUCCGCCACUCGACAUCCAAAAUGUUUUGCAGUCUCUACACUCUCCAGAAACACGCAUAGAGGCUGCAAAUGUCCUCUACACCAUUAGCUCGGGCUCUCAAGAUGCACUCGAACAACUCUUAAAACUCAAUGUACUCGACGCUCUUUUACCCGUUAUCAGCACCAUCGAUCCAUCCUCUCCUCACAGACUCAAAGUCGCCGUUGGCAGAGCCCUCCGCGCCCUCGUCGGUAGCCUCGCAGACUGUUGCGGUCUCCACAUCUGGGGAAUCCUCCCUAGUACCUCUCCAGACCUCCGGAAGCGAGCUCAGUUUGCCCUCGAGGAAUUCUAUCAACCCACCGCCCUCGACAUCUGGCUCCCCCAUCUAGACGACCCAUCCCUCCACGUCUACAUUUGUGGAACCAUCUCCGUCGGCGUACGCACACCAGCACACAGGUAUGCUCUCUGCAAAUGGAAACCACUCGCCGAGCGUUCAAAGUCCAAGGGCAAACGCGGUUGGGAAAAGACGUCAACGUCAAUUACGAGCCCUACCAGUCUCUCACUCAUUACGACACUCACGUGGACGACCCCAGGAUUUAGCUGGCUCGUCCGUCACCUCGCAAGCGCCGUCUUUGAACCGGGCAUCUCGGAAGCGUCUAUCAUCUCCUCCCUCGAUGCGUUAUCAAGUCUGUGCAAGGACAACUCGAGUGUUUCCGUCAAUCUUUGGAUAGAAAGUUCGCCUGUGACAGCCACCCAUGGCGAUCCAAUGUCCCUCAGGUUGCGGUCGUUUUUGCAACUAUUGCGCUCUCCAAGUCCAGAUAUACAAAUUGCCGCCGUUCACUUACUUGCAACGGUUUGCCGCGCCAAUCUUGGGCAACAGACCACCGGCCACCAUCGGAGCUUUGGCACCGUCGGUCCACUCGAUCAACGCCCCUACCAUGCCGUGUGCUCGACCGUUAUACACACACUCAACGGCAUAAUUGGCGCCACCGACGAAGCCAUCGCGAUACGGACUAAAGCUUGCUUUAUUCUUUCGAGGCUUGUGCUCGAUGACAAGGCCAUUACAGACGUGGCAGUGGAUGCUGGUGCCCUCCAAGCUCUCUUGACAGCGCUCGAACCCGAACCAGAGGCACCUACAGUCCAAAAUACAGAAGAAAUGCAGGUCAAUGUGGAAGAGGAAAUUGAAGAGUUGCCACAAGAUCUCCACUUUCGCGAGGCAGCUUUUACGUGCCUCAGCAGCGUCGGGUUGACGGAUAGCCAAUAUUCACGACAGAUACUGGAAAUGGACGCCAAGCGCGAGGCAUCCCCCGCACCUUCCUCUCGAAGAUCUACGCAAAGUUCAAAGGAACCAUUUCUAUUCCCUCUACUCUCUAAAUCUAUUGCACACUUCCAUCUUGGCGUCCGAUAUAGUGCCCUCCAGCUCGUACGCGCACUUAGUCGAGCCCUUGCAGUGCUCAGAACGGGCAUCGUCGAUACGGAUAUACCCACCAAAGUCACGGGCGUCAUAUCGAAAGAGUCGGAGCAUAGAGCCGUGUUGAUUGCCGCGCUCAUGGUCACCUGCAAUCUCGUCAACGAUUAUGCGCCCUUUAGAGAGGAUCUGAUCAAAGGCGGGGUUGUACAUCACCUUGUUCGGCAUACGCACUCUACAGAUGACGAUGUUCGUCUGAAUGCGCUGUGGGCUAUCAAGAAUGCACUGUACAAUGCAAAAACGUCUGAGAUUGCAGAGGUUAUCAACAUUCUCACGUGGGAUCAUCUGAUCAAACUUUCGGAAGAUGCGGAUCGACGUGUUCGAGAGCAAGCGGUAGUCGUACUCCAAAAUACGACAACAUCAGACGCAGACAUAGCGUACACGGUAUCCAUGCUCGGCGAGCAACGCUUAUCCAAGGUUUUGCAUCAAUCUCUCUCCAACAAUGACCCAAAGACUGUCGAACACGCCAUUCGCGCCAUGAACAAUAUCGCAACCGGCACUCUAUCUCAUCGAGAGCUCAUUUUCACCAACAAACCUCUCCUCACGCUCCUCCGAAACGCAUUGGCACACUCCUCCGUAGGCGUACGAUGUGCAGCCGCGACAUGUAUAUGCGAACUCCUCGCCGCACAACCAUUCCGACACCGCGAAUUACGCGAAGUCGGCAUCGAGCAAGCAUUGAGAUCAGUCCUAGGCGUACGAGAGCGAUCAAACAUCUUUGCGCACCCACACUCGCAUUCUAUACACCCACUUCCAGCAAUUCAUCCUCAAGCUGUUGCGUCUGCACCUUCUUCCUCUAUGAGCCAUUCGCCGCUUUCGACUGGGAGUGGAUUUGGCGCUGCAUUGGGGACGACAGGCUCGUUUGAGUCACCUGGGCUCAUGGGUCGAGAGACGGAUCGGGAAGUCAUCGAGGCUGUCAAGGUCGCGCUCGCCUUGCUCGACAAGGGAAAGGAGUGA